Telopea speciosissima is the source of this 1213-nucleotide messenger RNA. RefSeq names its product beta-hexosaminidase 3-like. Gene Ontology annotation, molecular function: beta-N-acetylhexosaminidase activity. Gene Ontology annotation, cellular component: membrane. The record is from RefSeq and is a predicted model, not a curated record. NCBI's taxonomy places the organism in Eukaryota, Viridiplantae, Streptophyta, Magnoliopsida, Proteales, Proteaceae. The coding region runs from base 153 to 1142 and encodes 329 amino acids. The transcript is spliced from 10 exons. Gene Ontology annotation, biological process: carbohydrate metabolic process; glycosaminoglycan metabolic process.
UGUAAUGUACCUUCCUUUUCUGGCACAUUUACUUGUUUGGUUUCUCCACCUUAUUUAUAUAUACCAAACCAGAAGAACUUCUCUUUCGGGAACUUUUGCCAAAGCCUCCAGUUGGACUUUAAGUUAAAUUUUGACAGGGUAUUCUGUAAACGAUGAUGACAGCCAGAUUCUUCUGUCUGGGUUUUUCCUUUGUCUGUCUUGCUGUAGCUUGUGCUGGUAUUGAGGACUUGAAUCUAUGGCCAGUGCCCAAAUCAGUGAGCCAUGGGAGCCAAAUUCUCUAUAUGAACAAUGAUUUCGGACUGAGAUUUGAGGGAAGCAACUAUACUGAUGCUUCUGGCAUACUGAAAGAUGGGUUUUCAAGAUUUCUUGAUGUUGUCGAAGCAGCUCAUGUUAUUGACAAUAAUUCGUCACACUUGGACCCUUCCGCACUGCUCCAAGGAUUGAAUGCGGUUAUUUCUUCAUCUGAUGAUGAGUUACAGUUUGGGGUUGAUGAGUCCUACAAGUUGUCUAUUGCUGCAACAGGGAGUCCGAGAUAUGUGCUUCUUGAGGCACAGACAGUUUAUGGCGCUCUUCAUGGCUUGCAGACACUUAGCCAACUCUGCCAUUUCAAUUUUAUAACAAGAAUGAUUGAAGUUCAUCAUGUCCCAUGCACUAUUAUCGAUGAGCCAAGAUUUUUUUAUCGGGGACUUCUAAUUGAUACUGCUCGACAUUAUCAACCUCUGCCAAUGAUAAAGAAUGUAAUUGAUGCGAUGGCCUACUCAAAGUUGAAUGUGCUACAUUGGCAUAUUGUAGACUCACAAUCUUUCCCUUUGGAAAUACCAUCAUAUCCAAAUCUAUGGAAUGGUGCCUUUUCUCUUUCAGAACGAUAUACGAUGGCUGAUGCUGAAGAAAUUGUGCAUUAUGCUCAAAGAAGAGGGAUUAAUGUAUUGGCUGAAAUUGAUGUACCAGGACAUGCUUUUUCAUGGGGGACUGGCUAUCCUUCUUUAUGGCCAUCAAGGGAUUGUCCGGAGCCUCUUGAUGUUAGCAAUGAGUUCACUUUCAAAGUAAUAGAUGGGAUUCUUUCAGAUUUCAAAAAUGUAUUUAAAUUCAGAUUUGUUCACUUGGGAGGCGACGAAGUCAACACAAGUAAUUUCUUUGCCUAAAAAAUCUAUGAUUUAUUUAAUAAUUUUUGCUAAUGUUGUUCCUUGUUUUUGCAUCUUGUUUCUUUCUCUAU